Molecule: messenger RNA, 1592 nt
Organism: Coprinopsis cinerea okayama7#130
Lineage: Eukaryota; Fungi; Basidiomycota; Agaricomycetes; Agaricales; Psathyrellaceae
Product: major facilitator superfamily transporter
Exons: 8
Coding region: 59-1513 (484 amino acids)
Biological process (GO): transmembrane transport
Molecular function (GO): transmembrane transporter activity
Source: RefSeq, a predicted model, not a curated record
CUGGUUUUCUCCCUGCCCCUCCCGAGUUGUUCGAGUCACCCUGGAAGCCGCCAACGCUAUGACCACAGACGAAAUUGGGAUUGUUAACGUCGACGAGGAGACACCGCUCCUCCAGCAAAGGAAGGAGAGGACACGGACGCCGUUGCCUAAACUCCAGAUCGGGAUCGUCCUCCUGCUGCAGAUGUGUGAACCUAUCUGUAGUCAGUCGAUCUACCCUUACAUCAACGAGCUCGUUAGUGGGCUUGAGAUUAUCGGUGGAGAUAUUCGGAAGGUUGGAUAUUACGCAGGUCUCAUUGAAUCCCUAUUCUUCGCAACUGAAGCAAUAACUGUUCUACAAUGGAGCAGAACGUCCGACGUGAUUGGGCGAAAACCCGUCAUCCUUAUUGGAAUGAUUGGAACUAUGAUCUCUAUGCUAUUGUUCGGGCUUUCACGAACCUUUUGGACACUGGUGGUGAGCCGAUGCCUAACAGGACUGUUGAACGGGAACAUCGGGGUUUUGAAAAGCGCGAUGGGGGAGCUGACCGAUUCUUCGAAUCGAGCGGAUGCCUUUGCCCUCAUGCCAGUGGCGUGGGGCGUCGGGGCUAGUGUAGGGCCACUGAUUGGCGGUUCUUUCGCAAGACCCAGCGACCAAUUCCCUACGCUCUUCACUGACCAGUUUUGGAAGGAUUAUCCUUAUUUCCUGCCGUGUCUGGUGUCUGCCCUCUUCGUGGCUAUCUGCGUUAUCAUUACGAUUUUCUGGUUCAAAGAAUGCAAUCCAGUCAAAUCCCAAAAUGAAAAAAGGCUAGGGUCAUCAGCCUCAUCCGAGUCGUCGUCGGUGGCUUCCACAGCCAGCCAAGAGGGCGAGGUCCUUCCUCUCCGCAAGCUCUUGACCUUCCCCGUUGUCAUUUCCAUCCUCAACUAUGUCGUUUUGGCCUUCCUCAACAUCUCCGUGAGCGCCUUGCUCCCUCUCUUCUUCCAUAUGCCUAUCGAGAUGGGAGGUCUGGACCUCGAUCCUGCGUACAUCGGGUAUGUCAUUGGAAUCUACGGUGCGGGUACCGGUCUCUUCCAGGUGCUCUUCUUCGCACCAAUCGUUCGUCGAUUGGGCGUCAGAAGGGCGUUCGUCUGGUCUGUCUCCACCUUUGCGCCCGUGUUCAUGACCUUCCCGGUGACCAGCUUGGCUGCGAAGCAAUACGGCGUCUCAUGGCAGGUGUGGAUACUGGUCGGCUUCUUGGUCUUCCUGCUAUUCUUCAUGGAUACUGCAUAUGGAUGCGUCUUCAUGUACGUGACAGCCUCAGCACCUAAUAAGCGAUCAUUAGGCGCCACCAACGGCCUCUCGCAGACCACGGUGUCGCUUGCAAGGGCUAUUGGUCCAGCCUUGUCGACGUCCCUCUUCUCGUUCUCCAUCGAGAACAACAUAUUAUAUGGGUAUGGCGUAUAUGCUGUACUCGCACUUCUUUCUCUCGGAGCUUUACUCUUGGCAAUUCAGCUGCCGGAAAGGCUAUGGGGAGAAGAUGAUCACGAUCACGAAAAUUAACGACUAGUGUAUUGGAACUGCAUAAAAAGGUUACGAUAGUGUAUAGCUCACGAAUGUUGAAGCUUCAGUGCCGUUGUUU